AUGGACCAAGAUCAUUACAACCAACCCUACUACUCCAGGCAAGUCGCCGGACAGCCUUCGCAGGCCACAACUGCCGCCGGCACCCCGAUGCGCCCAGGCACUCCCGAGACGGGUCGCAACCCGUUCAACGACGGUGCUGAGUCGCAAGCAUCGCAACGCCCUGGAAUGGGCACAAACCCCUUCGGCACUCCCGCCGUCUCUCGUCCUGCUUCAAGCUUCGGCUCAUCGAGUGCCAUUGGCACCCGUUUUGAUGAGCGUUCUCAGCGCUACUUCCACUCUAGACGUAUCCGCAAGGAGGAUGUGGAGAAGCCUUGGCUGGACAAGGCCGACCCCAAGGAGAAAUGGGUUACCAUCAUUCCCAUCAUCGGCAUCCUGGUUGGCCUGGGAAUCUCGGGUUUCCUCAUCUGGGACGGUAUUCGCAGUGUCGUCAAGCACAAGUACUGCCCCGUGCUCAUCGAGGACUUCAGCUCCGGCAACCUCGACAGCAAGAUUUGGACCAAGGAGGUCAACGUCGGUGGCUUUGGAAAUGGCGAAUUCGAGUGGACAACCGCCGAUGAGGAGAACAUUUACUUCAAGGACGGCAACCUCGUCAUUCACCCUACUCUCACCGAUAACCAGAUGAUUGAGAAGGACACCGUCGUUGACCUGCUCAAGGAUGGAACUUGUACAUCGGACAAGUUCACUGACUGUGUUGCCGCCACCAACACUACCACCGGUAACGCCACUAUCGUUCCUCCCGUCAAGUCUGGUCGCCUCAACACGAAGAAGGGUGCGACCAUCAAGUACGGACGUGUCGAGGUCGUCGCCAAGCUUCCCAAGGGUGACUGGCUCUGGCCCGCCAUCUGGAUGAUGCCUGUUACGGAUACCUACGGUGGCUGGCCUGCCUCUGGAGAGAUCGAUAUUAUGGAGUCUCGCGGCAACAACUGGACCUACGAACAGGGUGGCGACAACAUCAUGUCAUCAGCUUUGCACUGGGGACCUGACCAGGCCAACGACGCUUGGUGGAGGACCAACAACAAGCGCCAGGCUCUUCACACAACCUACGGAGACAACUUCAACACCUUCGGUCUCGAGUGGUCUCAGAAGUACCUUUUCACAUACGUCAACAGCCGCCUGCUCCAGGUCAUUUACACCAACUUCGACGAGCCCAUGUGGCAGCGCGGAGAUUUCCCCCAGGCCAACUCCAAUGGUACCCGCCUGACGGACGUCUGGAGUCAGACCGGUCGUCCCAACACGCCCUUCGACCAGCAAUUCUACCUCAUCCUCAACGUCGCCGUCGGCGGCACCAAUGGAUGGUUCGAGGACGGCAAGUCCAACAAGCCGUGGGUCAACACCAGCCCCAACGCCAAGAAGGAUUUCUGGACAGCGACCGACCAGUGGUUCCCGACCUGGACCCAGCCCGAGAUGACCAUCAAGAAGGUGUCCAUGUGGCAGCAGUGCGACGGCAACGAGGAGCUGUAA
Molecule: messenger RNA, 1461 nt
Organism: Colletotrichum karsti
Lineage: Eukaryota; Fungi; Ascomycota; Sordariomycetes; Glomerellales; Glomerellaceae
Product: beta-1, 3-glucan-binding protein
Exons: 2
Coding region: 1-1461 (486 amino acids)
Biological process (GO): carbohydrate metabolic process
Molecular function (GO): hydrolase activity, hydrolyzing O-glycosyl compounds
Source: RefSeq, a predicted model, not a curated record